CAAGUGGAUCCGUUGCGAGAAAACAAAUCAUAGAAGGAACUAGUAGGGAACUCCUAAGAAUCUGCGUUGUUUUUCUUUUUAGGUGACGCAAGGAGCGGCGUUUCGUCCUUGUCCGGUGUGCACGCGUGUGUAUGCAUACUAAACAUUUGGAGUGCGUGUGUUCGCCAGCGGGACAUUGAAACAUGGCGAGUGUAGAAAUAGUAGCGGAGCACGAACGCAUCCUACGGGAGAUCGAGAGCACCGAUGCCAACUGUAUCGGACCGACUCUCCGGUCAGUGUACGACGGACAAGAACAUGGCCUGUUCAUGGAGAAGCUGGACGGAAGGAUCCGGAACCAUGACCGAGACAUUGAGAAGAUGUGUAACCACCACUUCCAAGGAUUUGUGGACUCUAUUACAGAGUUACUUAAAGUCAGGGCAGAAGCCCAGAAACUCAAGAGUCAGGUGACUGACACCAACCAGCGUCUUCAGGACGACGGUAAAGGGCUUGUGUCCUGCAUGGAUGACCUGAGACGGUGUCGACUGCAACAGAGAAAUAUUGCCACGACUAUUGACAGACUCACGCAUUGUCUCCCAGUGCUGGAGAUGUACAGCAAACUACAGGAGCAGAUGAGACUGAAAAGGUAUUACCCUGCGCUGCGGACCCUAGAACAACUGGAGCAGACAUGUCUUCCCCGAGCGGGCCAGUACCGGUUCUGUUCGAUCAUGGCGGAGAACAUCCCUCGUGUGAGGACUCUGAUCAAAGACACGGCCAUGUCUCAGCUCAGAGACUUCCUGGAGUCCAUACGGAAACACAGCAACAAGAUCGGAGAGACGGCCAUGAAACAGGCACAUGUCCAAAGAGCUGCGGUAGGUAGACGGCUCAGAAAGGAGGCGGGACUAGGGGCGGCGACUGAGGUGGAUGGACAUGGGAGCAGUCCAGUGACUGAGCAGGACUCUGGAAUACUGGACGUAGAGGAUGAUGAGGAUGAUGAGGUACCGGGAGCCCAGGAGCUGGUGGACUUCUCUCCAGUGUACUGCUGCCUCCACAUCUACACUGUUCUGGGAGCCCGGGAAGAGUUUGAGAACUACUACAGGAAGCAGAGGAGGAAACAGGCUCGACUUGUACUGCAACCACACUCUAACAUGCAUGAAACUUUGGAUGGAUACAGGAGAUUCUUCAAUCAAAUCAUCGGGUUCUUUGUUGUAGAGGACCAUAUACUUCAUACUACCCAGGGAUUGGUCAAUAGGGCUUAUGUUGAAGAGCUGUGGGAGCUGGCACUGUCCAAGACCAUCGCAGCCCUGCGCACACACUCCUCGUACUGCUCUGAUCCUGACUUGGUGUUGGAUCUCAAGAACCUCAUUGUGCUGUUUGCAGACACACUGCAGGGCUAUGGUUUUCCAGUGUCCCAGCUGUUUGACAUGCUGCUGGAGAUGAGGGAACAAUAUGGAGAGAUUCUACUGAAGAAGUGGAACCUCACAUUCAGGCAGGCCUUGGAUCAGGAUAACUACAGCCCAAUACCCGUGGCCACAGAGGAAGACUACCGACAGUUCAGCUCCCAGUUCCCUUUCCAGGACCCUGACCUAGACAAGCUUCCUUUCCCCAAGAAGCUUCCGUUCUCUGAGUUUGUUCCUAAAGUCUACUGCCAACUCAAGGAAUUCAUCUACGCCUGCCUCAAGUACUCUGAAGACCUUCACCUCAGCUCUACAGAGGUAGAUGACAUGAUUCGUAAAUCCACCAACCUGCUCUUAACCAGAACACUCAGCCACUGUCUCCAGUAUGCCAUCAAGAAGAAGAAUGUGGGUCUGGCAGAAUUGGUCCAGCUCAUCCUGAACACCACUCAUCUGGAGGCGUCCUGUGUUUACCUGGAGGGGUUCAUAUCCAACAUCACUGACGUCCCUCCCGACACCGCCAACACUACAAAGCUCUACGGAACCUCCACGUUCAAGGAUGCCAGACAUGCUGCGGAGGAGGAGAUUUAUACCAAUCUAAACGCUAAGAUCGAUCAGUUCCUGCAGCUGGCGGACUAUGAUUGGACAGCAGCCCAGGGGGGCGGAGCUCCAAGCGACUACUUGAGUGACCUCAUUGCCUUCCUGUGUUCCACCUUCUCUGUCUUCACUCACCUUCCGGGUAGAGCCGUAGAACAUGCUAGGCUACCGGGGAAGGUGGCCCAGACAGCCUGCAUGUCGGCCUGUAAACACCUGGCCUCCUCUCUCCUUCGGCUCCUCCUGCAGCCUGACGUCAGACAGGUUUCCCUGGGAGCCAUGCAGCAGUUCAACAACGACGUCAAGGAGUGUGAGAGGUUUGCCAGAACCGACCCGGUACCAGGGUUCCAGGGGGACACACUGUUGCUCGCCUUCUCUGACUUGAGACAAUUGCUGGACCUGUUCAUCCAGUGGGACUGGUCUACCUAUCUGGCCGACUACGGAAGACCCACCUGCAGGUACCUGAGGGUCAGCCCUCACACUGCCCUGGUGCUGCUGGAGAAGAUUUCCAGAUUGAUGAAAGACACUAGUCGGAAAGGCACCAUGUUUGCUCAGUUCAGGAAGAACGAGAGAGACAAACAGAAACUCAUCGACACUGUCGUCAAACAGCUGCGCAACCUCAUCUCUGCCCACCAGACAUAAAUGGAGCCACUCUAUUGGUCAAAGAGCUUUUAUGUCCUCCAGAUCUUUCCCGAGCUAUGCCAUUUUUCAGAGGGACUGAAAUGCCCCGUCCACCAGGAUUAAAUCGAGGGGUUCUGUUGCCUGGGCAUCCUUAGCAUGCUCCUGUCAGAACACUGUCCUGUUAGCAUGACUCCUUCAAUAUCAUCCAAUAUGGCCGCCUUCUCGCGACAUGUUUCUUGUGUGUACCUGUAAAUCAUCAUCCUCUAUUGAAACUGC
Esox lucius (northern pike) is the source of this 2861-nucleotide messenger RNA. RefSeq names its product exocyst complex component 6B (gene exoc6b). Gene Ontology annotation, cellular component: exocyst; membrane. The transcript is spliced from 24 exons. The record is from RefSeq and is a predicted model, not a curated record. Bases 183 to 2606 code for a protein of 807 amino acids. Gene Ontology annotation, biological process: exocytosis; Golgi to plasma membrane transport; intracellular protein transport. NCBI's taxonomy places the organism in Eukaryota, Metazoa, Chordata, Actinopteri, Esociformes, Esocidae.